This is a messenger RNA of Phyllostomus hastatus (greater spear-nosed bat), 2209 nucleotides long. RefSeq names its product selenoprotein P (gene SELENOP). Gene Ontology annotation, cellular component: extracellular region. Gene Ontology annotation, molecular function: selenium binding. Gene Ontology annotation, biological process: selenium compound metabolic process. NCBI's taxonomy places the organism in Eukaryota, Metazoa, Chordata, Mammalia, Chiroptera, Phyllostomidae. The record is from RefSeq and is a predicted model, not a curated record. The transcript is spliced from 5 exons.
AGGGUCACAGGCCAGGAAGCACCGGACUCUGGACCGCAGCUGCGCGGGGAGGUAAACAACAGGGCUAUAAAUACCCGUGGUCCUGGCCGCUCUUUGCAGAGGAGUCCAGUUGCUGAGCCGAGAGACAGCCUCCUCGUCUGAAGGGGCCCCCACGACGACAACCCCAGCCAUGUGGAGCGGCCUGGGGCUUGCCCUGGCUCUCUGCCUCCUGCCCUGGGCGGGAGCGGAGAGCCAGGGGCGGGGCUCCUUCUGCAAGGAGCCUCCGGCCUGGAGCAUCGGGGAUCAAGACCCGAUGCUGAACUCCCACGGCUCGGUCACCGUGGUCGCCCUUCUCCAGGCCAGCUGAUCCUUCUGCAUUACGCAGGCAUCCAGGCUGGACGACCUGCGAGUAAAACUGGAGAAAGAGGGCUUUGCCAACAUUUCCUAUGUUGUUGUGAAUCACCAAGGACUCCCUUCUCGAUCCAAAUACGUGCAGCUUAAAGAGAAGGUUUCAGAGCAUAUUCCGGUUUAUCAGCAAGAAGAAAACCAAACCGAUGUCUGGACUCUCUUAAAUGGGAGCAAAGAUGACUUCCUCAUAUAUGACAGAUGUGGCCGCCUCGUGUACCACCUUGGCCUGCCUUACUCCAUCCUAGUUUUCUCGUACGUGGAACAGGCCAUUAAGUUCGCUUACUGCGAGGAGAAAUGUGGGAACUGCUCUUUCACGAUCCCAGACGAUGAAGACGUCUGUAAAAAUGUGUCCUUGGCCACCACGAGGAAAACCACCGAGGCCCCAGAGCCGCAGCCCCACCCCCACCAUCGCCAUCACCACCGGCACGGGCACCGGCACUGGCACGGGCUCGGGCACCGACACUGGCACGUUAAGCACGGCCAGCCCUCAGAGAGUCAGCAUCCGGAAGCACCACCCGAGUCUGAGCACCCCCCUUCUCCAGGCCUUCAUCACCACCAUAAGCUCAAGGGCCCCCAGAGACAGGAGGACCCAGCGAGUUGAGAUGAGCUAGAGAAUGAACCGUUACCACCUUCUUCUUCACGAAAGGAGGUGGUAACCUCCUGUGGAAGGAGAUGUAUAAAUCGGUUACUCUGAAAGUUGCCCAAAGAUUCGGCGUCAGCCCCUAGCAGCUGAUGCUGACAUUGUCGACAUCUGAUAUUUGAAAAAACAGGGUCUGCAGUCACCUGACAGUGUCAGGGAAGCCUCCCCUCUUUGUGUAGCUGAGAGGGGCUGUGGGCGGAGGAGAGCGUCAUUGAGUCUUGACAGUGACGUUUGCCUCGGGUCGCCUGACCGGGGAGUCAGCGGCUCCAGCCCACAGAAGCCAGCACCACCUGAAGCUGAAAAGAUAAGGCAGAAAUGUGAGCAUGACCUUCAAACUAAACACUUAAUUAGGACACACUCCCAAGUCAAUCCUGACACAGUUUCACUUUCGGCAUUUUUAUAAGCUACUUAAUAAUGACCAAAAAUUAGGAAUUGGAUUUGUGCAAACAUGAAGAAAUCUAUUAUGCUGGCCUCCAAAUUUUAAGAUCUGCGCCAAAGAAAAUUUUGACCCAAACCAUUUUUCUUAAAAGAAGGGGCAACUGGAAGGUGACUGCAGUAUUUGGUUAAUGUGUCUUUCUUUUUCUUUUUCCGGCUUUCUACUUGCCUCAAUGAGAACAGGAACGUAAACUAUGACCUAGGGGUUUCUGUGGGAUGCUUGGCAAUUAGAAUGGAGGAAGAACAACAAAGACAUGUUUUCCAUUUUUUCUUACUUGUCAAAACAUUAUUACUUUUGUCUUUUUAAUCUUACAGUUUUAACUGAUUACACCUUUUAAAGGAAGAAGUGAAUUCUGUCUUUUAAGAUUCAGAAAUACUUAACAUAUGAGUAUUUUGCUAUGACUACCUUUUAAAUAUCCAUUUACACUUUUUUAUAUCUAAGACUCAAAUCUUGAUUUUUUACUACUGUCUGUGAAAGAAGGCUUUAUCUAUUGUUUUCUUUACUUGGCAUGCUAUCAUGCUAAAACUUGAGAACGCCUGUCUUGAGAGAGAUACAGAGAGAGAUAAAAGAAUGUUGUCUAUCUUUUGGUUGCUUAGACAGUAUUUCCAUAGUCAAUGAUGGUUGAAUAGGUAAACUGAGGCCUAUGCACCUGAACUUCGUUAUGGCUAAUACUAUUAAGCAAGAAUGCAGUACACAGUUGGCCAAAGUAUGGAUUUAUUUCAAUAAACUCAAUUUAAAAAGUUUAA